GUCUGUGAAACCAGGACAACCAUCUCACUCUGCGUCUGCCUCUGUGCCACUAAUACACAGUUAAACCUCCUCGAAUAAUAAUGGGGCUCACCAUCUCGUCCAUCUUCGGUCGGCUGUUUGGCAAAAAACAGAUGAGGAUUUUGAUGGUUGGGCUGGAUGCUGCUGGAAAAACGACCAUCUUGUACAAAUUGAAGCUCGGUGAAAUUGUGACCACCAUCCCAACCAUUGGUUUCAAUGUGGAGACAGUAGAAUUUAAAAAUAUCAGUUUCACUGUAUGGGAUGUGGGUGGCCAGGACAAGAUCAGACCCCUCUGGAGACACUAUUUCCAGAACACACAGGGCCUCAUCUUUGUGGUGGACAGUAAUGACAGAGAAAGAGUGGCUGAGUCUGCAGAGGAGCUCUCAAAGAUGUUGCUGGAGGAUGAGUUGAAAGACGCUGUUUUGCUGGUGUUUGCUAACAAACAGGACCUGCCCAAUGCCUUAUCAGUCAGCGAACUCACAGACAAACUCGGCCUACACGCCCUCCGCAACAAAACUUGGCACAUUGAGUCAACCUGCGCCACCCAGGGCACUGGGCUCUAUGAAGGACUUGACUGGCUAUCCAAAGAGCUGUCCAAGAGCUAAAGAUGGAUUGACUGGACAGAUGAGAGAGAGAGAGGGAGGGAGGGAGGGAGAGAGAUAGAGAGUGAGAGCGAGACUGAGCACCACAGGACAGGAGAGAAGGCACAGACAUUCAAUCCAGAAACAUUUGGUCUUCCAGCACCAAUGUUCACAAAAAGGAAAAGGCUGGUGGACAUGUAAUCAUCUUUGGGGAAAUUUGAAUAUCUCAUACUUUUUCUUUUACUAUUGAUACUAUACUGUAUUAUCUCUUGGCAUAGUCUCUAAUUUUCUCUUUUUGUUACCUAACUCUUACCUGGCAACAAGUUGUAAUUACACAUUCAGUUGCAUUUUGAGUAAAUAGAUGAGCGAAUGGUGUAUUAGGGAAAUUUCAUGGAGGUGAAAUGAAUAGGGUACUAGGAGUUGAUUUUCCACAUCUUGACUCCUGUCUCAAUAGCAUUUGAAGUAAUCAACCACUCACAUAAUUGUUGGCCUUACAUUUGAGCCUGGGUUGGGGGAUAUGAUAAUAUAACCCUAGGCUGCCGUGAGCUGUCCAUCUCCAUAACCCCUCAUGGAUAUUUAACUCCCUUGCAGACAGUACCUUUUAUUCUUCACUGUUGUGUCCUCAAUCUCAUGCCAGCUCAUUUCAGUGAAGGCCUUUAGGCUGAGAUGGAUAAGGAUUGCAGUGAGUUCACAGAUUUUGUUAAUAGUGUGGAACCAAGUGGCCUCCUACUAAAUGGAUCCAAAAAGGAACUUUGUGCCUUCUGGUACCUCUUUACACAGAUCAGAGUAAUCCUUUCUUAUUUCAGUCUUAGGCAAUGUGCCCUCUUCAGAUACUUUUGUGACCUUUUUUUUCUUUUGAAAGACAAAAUAAUGCAAUAAGAAUGUGCUGCAAUGUUUGCUGUGGUGCAGCAGAACCACAGUGAAGUGUGACUGCUUCAUGCAACUUGACUUCACUAUCAGCCAGGAGAUUAUCCUGUUUGAUUAUUUGUGAAUUUCUCCUAACUCUCCCUCCUUUGUUUUUCCAAUAACCACCAUAAAAAUGAUUUGAUUAAAAAAAGUUUAGUUCUUUUUUAACCUACAAGAAGGAAGGAAGCAGCUCUUCAGUGCUGACAUGGGGCCAGUGCAACACAGUGAAGUUGCAUGUUUUUUUGUUGUUGUUUUUUGUCUUUGAUUUGGCAGUGCUUAUUGCUGAGUUUGCUGUAUUGUUUGAAGGUGAAUACUGUAUUAUAUACCUAAUUAUUUUACCCCUUCUUGAAACACAAAAACAUAUCUGCUCAUCAACUUAUUUUACAUUCCUGCAUAUGCUUACAGAAUCUGGAGCUGCCACUAAUUAAAAAUUGUAUGUGCUAAAAAUAUUUUGCAAAACAAAGCUCUGAAUAAAGCCUAUGUUAAGUAAUAA
This is a messenger RNA of Scomber scombrus (Atlantic mackerel), 1998 nucleotides long. Its product is annotated as ADP-ribosylation factor 4-like. Bases 81 to 623 code for a protein of 180 amino acids. The transcript is spliced from 6 exons. The record is from RefSeq and is a predicted model, not a curated record. Gene Ontology annotation, biological process: intracellular protein transport; vesicle-mediated transport. Gene Ontology annotation, cellular component: plasma membrane; cytoplasm. Lineage: Eukaryota; Metazoa; Chordata; Actinopteri; Scombriformes; Scombridae. Gene Ontology annotation, molecular function: GTP binding; GTPase activity.